This is a messenger RNA of Adineta steineri, 1233 nucleotides long. Lineage: Eukaryota; Metazoa; Rotifera; Eurotatoria; Adinetida; Adinetidae. The record is from the annotation of a GenBank genome assembly.
AUGACAAAUGUAACAUUAUCAAAUAGUUAUGUGAUCUAUUUAAGUUUAGUUCUUAAACAAUUGACUUUGAGUCUAAUCAUUCCAUUAAUUCUAGGCGUCGUAGGAAAUUUGUCAUCAUGCAUUGUAUUUCGUCAAAAACAAUUUCGUUCAAAUGGUAUGUCACUUUUAUUUACAGCUGCAUCGAUCUUUAAUAUUAUUGUACUUGUUUAUGGUAUUGGUACGAGUCUCUAUGCUCUCGAUCAUAUUAGUCCCGAUACAUAUUCAAUUAUUUUCUGUAAAAUACGUUUAUAUCUUCGACAUAUUUUCUUGAUGAUUGUUCGUAGUUAUAUAAUACUCGCUUGUAUUGCUGCUUUUGCACUAUCUUCUUCUAAAACAAAAUUUCGUUCAUUAUGUCAACCACGAUAUGUUAAAUGGUCAAUAUUUGGUGUACCUUUUGUUUGGCCAUUGAUUGCAUUACAUAUGCCAUUGUUUACAAUUAUUGAAAAUAAUCAAUGUAUUAAUAUUGAUUCUUAUAUAUUUCCAUUUGCAAUAUAUUUUUUUCUUAUUGUUGGUGUUAUUCCAGUGUUUCUCAUGACUUUAUUUAUUGUCUUAACAAUUAGAAAUUUACGUUUAUUACAUUAUCGUAUUCAAUCAUCUAUUGCUACUCCUGUAAAAUUCAAAUCACGUGAUCGACAAUUUAUACGAAUGCUUUCAGCACUUGUUCUAAUGUAUAUUUCAACCAAUCUUUUCUAUCCUACUAAUGUUCUAUACUCGGCAAUAACACAUUGGACUUAUAAAAGCCCCGAACGUAUCGCUAUCGAAUCGAUUAUUUCGUCUGUGACUACAGCUGCUGGUUUGAAAGAAUUAUAUAAGUCACAUACAUUUGUCUUUCAUCAUUGUCAAGUUAAAUCAACUGAUGUCAAAAUAAUAAAAUCGGGUUAUUAUCCACAAUGGAAUAUUACAGUAUUCCAUGAAAAUCAAACAAAAGAUGAUAAUCUUAUUGCAUUACAUGGGUCAUUUUUAAAAAGUCAAGCAUGGAAUAGAGCAAAUCAAUAUAAAAUCAAUGAAACAUAUCCAUGUUAUCAUGCAGAAAAUGAUAUAUCUAUUAUUAAUUGGGGUUGGCAAUGGGAUAAACCGUCGAGAUUCAAGGCAAAUAUUUGUUUAUUCACUGGAAUAACGUUAAUAUCGAUUGGUGCAAUGAUUAUUUUAUUGAAAAAACAUUAUCGACAAGAAAUUCAGCCAAGAAAUGUUUAA